CAACAGAAAGUUAAUAAGAAACCCUGAUUAUCGAGUUGUGUGAGAGAUCUGCAAAAACCAAAAAAAUAAGAGAGCCAUCUCUCUUCCUCUCAAAAACCUCUUCACUCUUUUUCUCAGACACCAAACAAAAAUAAAAAUAAAAAACCUCCAAGAAAGUGAGAGAGCUACCAAAUAUAAAUAAGCCCCUCAUCUUUCUUUUGGAUCUAUAUCUCUAUCUUUUUCGAGCUCUUAUUCUGUAUUGGAAAAAAAAAAAAAAAAAAAAAAAAAGGAGAGAAAAAUAUGAGGAUCCGCAAGAACGCGAAGCUCUCACCGCUCUGGUUCUCACACGCUUCAGCUCCCGAGUCUCUGCAGGCACACGUGUGCCAGCUCAACCAGUCUCCAUGGGAUGUGCUUCCUUUAACCCACCAGUUCGAAGGAGAUGAUAGCCUCACUGGAAAUGCGAGCCUCGGCGAUUCUAUUGGAGCUGUCGAGAGUGUUGCGUCGAUGAUGGACGCGGUGGCAGCGAAAGCCGAAGAUAUGGUUCUGGCCGUAAACGAUAACGAUGUCGUCGAGAAGAAAGGCAGCAGAGCGUUGGACCAAAGGGCGAGAGAGAAUGAAUUCGGUGGGCAUGGGUUUGAGAAAGCAGUAGCAGAGAAGAGAAGCUCAUCGUGCUGCCAAAAGACCGAUGGGAAGGGUUGGCAAUGUAGGAACGAAGCGAAAGAAGGGCAAUCUCUUUGUGAACACCACUUGAAUCUUCUUAGGUCUUACAACACCGGCAAUUCCAACAGCAGCAGUAUCAGCUUCCGGAAAUCCUCCGCGGCUGCGGCUGCUGCUGCUGCCGCAGCCGCCGGGGCGCGCCGCGCUAGAGCCCGCGCCGCGAAGAAGGGUUCCUCCUCCUCGGCCGCGGCCUCCAACCCUUACGAAUUCUAUUAUUAUUCAGGAUUCGGCCCGUUAUGGGGACGGAAAAGAGGCGAUAGAAGCGGUGGCGGAGGCGGAGGAGGAGGAGGAGGCGAAGAUGGGAACAAAAGCACUCAUCAAGAAGCUGGUGCUGCCAAAGUUGUUGCUGCUGCUGAGAAUGUGAAUAAUAAUAAUAAUAAUAGUGUUAGUGGUGCUACUCAAAGCUCUACUCCUUCCUCCUCUUCGCAAUUUGAUAAUGAGGAAUUCGAUUAUGUGGACGACGACGACGAGGACGAUGGCGGUGAUAGCGGCAAGAAGAGGAUGAGGAAGCCCGUGAAAGCUCGAUCGUUGAAGUCCUUAAUGUAGGAUAGUAAUUUUAAUUUGUUGGAUUUAUGUACAUGAAUGAAUGUUUUGAGAUUAUCGUAAAUUUGUGUGUGUGUUUUUUUUUUUUGGGGUUGAAGUACUAGUAUUUUAGGGUUAAGGAUUAUUAUUUUUUAUAUUUAGAUUUGGUGUAUUGGGUUUGUGUUUUGUUAUGGGUGAAGUUAGUUUUUUCUUUCGUAACAUGACAGUAGCAGUUUUGUUAGGGUGUGAGUCGGUUGGACCGAGGGGUUGGUGUUAGUCAAUGUUUUGGAAAAUGUAAGGGUGAUUCAGUAAUUUCAGGUGUUGCAAAAUCCAUGUUUUUUUUCAA
Molecule: messenger RNA, 1564 nt
Organism: Quercus lobata
Lineage: Eukaryota; Viridiplantae; Streptophyta; Magnoliopsida; Fagales; Fagaceae
Gene: EDA8
Product: Putative membrane lipoprotein
Exons: 3
Coding region: 280-1242 (320 amino acids)
Source: RefSeq, a predicted model, not a curated record